CUCGAUGCUCAGACACUGGAGAACUGCUCGUGCGGAUGCUGGAUGACAACAUGGAUUUACAAAUGAAGAUUCUGCAGGUACUUCUCGCUGUUCUGUGUUUCAGCAUCAAUAACACUCAGGGUUUUAAUGUGGGGACAACAGGAGCAAAGAUUUUUUCAGGGUCAUCAACAGAGCAGUUUGGGUACACUGUACGGCAGUUCAGCAACAGCCAAGGAAAAUGGCUCCUUGUGGGAUCUCCAUGGAAGGGUUACACUCAAAAUCGCAAGGGAGAAAUCUAUAAAUGCGAUAUGAACAACCCUGGAAGCGUCUGUCAGCCACUGAACCUUCAAAAUUCUGUCGAUGUGUCAAGCAUCUCCAACGGCAACAACAUCAACAUGAGUCUAGGUCUUACUCUGACUCCAACUACCAAAAAUAAUGGCUUUAUGACAUGUGGUCCGCUGUGGGCUCAGCUCUGUGGAAGUCAGUACUUUUACCCUGGAGUCUGUGCUGAUGUGAGCCCGCAGUUUACCCUCCAGUCGGCUUUUUCCCCGGCUGUUCAAACUUGUGGUAGUCUCAUGGACAUUGCCAUUGUUUUGGAUGGAUCCAACAGUAUAUACCCAUGGGAACCAAUUGUUGAUUUCCUCGUGAAACUGUUGGAAAACUUAAAUAUUGGACCUCAAAGCACCCAGGUCAGUGUUAUGCAGUACGGUGUUGACACUACGUUCCAGUUUUACUUGAAUUCCUACAAGACAAAAGAGUCUAUGAUUAAAGCAGCUUCAAAUAUGCAGCAAAAACAAGGAUUAGAGACUAAUACUUUCAACGCCAUUGACUUUGCCAGAAAGAAUGCAUUCUUACCACAAAAUGGAGGCCGUCCUGGAGCCACUAAAGUGAUGGUGGUGGUAACAGAUGGAGAGUCACAUGAUGCAAAUAUAAAGAACAAAGUUAUUGCGGCAUGCGAUAGCCAAAAUAUCACUCGUUUUGGAAUUGCGGUUCUUGGAUAUUACAUAAGAAAUGAUAUUGACACAAGCAAGCUCAUAGCCGAAAUUAAGUCAAUAGCAAGUAAACCAACUGAGAAAUUCUUUUUCAACGUGUCUGAGGAAGCAGCACUUAUAGAAAUCGUCGGAACGCUUGGAGAUCGAAUCUUCAACAUUGAAGGUGUUGGAAAAGGUACUGGAGAUAAUUUUGAAAUGGAAAUGUCGCAAGUGGGCUUCAGUGCAUACCAGACUAGAAAUAAGGAUGUGAUUCUGCUGGGAGCAGCUGGAGCAUAUAAUUGGAUCGGGACAGUUGUUCACCAGACUGCUCAGAAAUCAGACAUUUUGCCCAAAACGGCUUUUGAGAAAGUCUUGGAGGACAAAAGUCACUGUUCAUUACUUGGCUACUCUGUGAGCUCUGUGACUGACGGCUCGUCUGAGUAUUAUGUGGCCGGUGCUCCUCGUGCCGUUCACAGAGGACAGGUUGUAGUUUACAGCAUUAACAGCCAGAAACAGGCCGUCGUCAUAGACUCUCAGAGAGGAGAUCAGAUCGGCUCUUAUUUUGGCAGUGUUCUUUGUCCUGUGGAUGUGGACGCUGACGGUGUAACAGAUCUGCUGCUGGUCGGAGCUCCGAUGUACAUGAGCGAGGAGAAAACUGAAACCGGACGAGUCUACAUGUUUACCAUUACCAAGGGUAUCUUGAGUAACCAGGGUUACUUAGAGGGCUCACAAAAGAACGCUCGGUUUGGGGCGGCCAUCGCUGCUGUCCCAGAUCUCAACCUGGACGGCUUCAGUGAUGUGGUGGUUGGAGCACCAAUGGAGGCCAAUGACCAAGGUGCCAUUUACAUCUACUAUGGCCACAGAAAAACCAUCAGAAAGCAGAGCUCACAGAAAAUUGUUGGAGGGAAACUGGACUCAGCUCUGAAGUUCUUCGGCCGCUCUCUGGACGGCAGUGGAGAUAUGAACGGAGACUCGAUCCCAGAUGUCGCAGUGGGGGGUUUUGGGAAAGUCGUCCAACUCUGGAGUCGAGGUCUGGCUGUGGUCACAGCCAAGGUUUCCUUCACCCCUGAUAAGAUCAGUAUCUUGAGUAAACCGUGCCGCUACAGCGGCCGGCAGGUGUCCUGCUUUAAGGCAAAAGCAUGCUUCAGUGCAACCUUUAAACCAACAAACUCAAUCAGGCUAAUCGAUGUCAAGUACAACCUGACACUGGAUGCAGACCUGCAGGAUUCCCGGGUCAGUCCUAGGGGUUAUUUUAGCAACUUGGAACGGGUCGUCCAGAAAGGCAUCACAGUCUCUGCACAGGACUUGUGUGAAGAGCAUGAGGUCUACGUCCAGGAGACUCCUGACCUCGUCAACUCAAUUGCCUUGCGUGUAGACGUGUUUCUCGGCAAUCCAGAUGCAAACCCGGUUCUGGAUGUCUUCAGUCCUAAUGCAUGGGAGUUUUUUAUCCCGUUCUCGAAAGACUGUGGCCAAGAUGACGUCUGCUUGAGUGACCUGGUGUUGACUGUGGAGAGUGAAGAGAAACUUGGCAAAACUCCACUGGUGGUCAGCCAAAACAAGAGAAGACUGUCCUUCACGGUGACAGUGAUGAACAGGAAGGAAAAUGCAUAUAAUACACGAGUGUCGGCCAGUUACUCCAGUAACCUGUUCUACUCCUCUGUUACACCACUGAUCGAGGGGACAGAGGUGAAGUGCACACCGAUAAAAGAAUCAAAUAUUCUCAUGUGCCAAGUGAGUUAUCCAGCCCUCAGGACAGACCAACUGGCAACUUUUGUGGUCAACUUUGAUUUUAACUUGAAUCAGCUUAAAAAAGAGGCCAAGGUUGACUUCGAAGCUUUAAGCGACAGCACAGAGGAAACUCCUGCUGAUAAUAAGAUCUCCAUCUCCAUUCCUGUGCAAUACAACUCUGAGAUCAUCCUCAGCAGAGAAUCAAACAUAGACGUCUAUUUACUUGAAAAAGACAACAACUUCCUCACCACAGUGCAGAACUACAAGGACAUCGGGCCCAAUUUUAACUUCAAUCUAAAGGUUUCAACAGGAACUGUCCCGGUCAGUCUGGUUUACCUCAAUAUCUCGCUUCCCAACAACACGAGAGCUGGAAAUCCUCUCCUGUACACAAGCGGGAUUAAAACAUCACCUGCGGACAAAAUCCUUUGCAAAGACAACGAUCUGAUUGACCCACUGAAGAUCAGUGUAAAACCUCAUUCAGCCCGAUUUACUGAGGAAAGCUUCAGAGGAACAGAUGAACUGAACUGCAGGACGGCCUCGUGUCGCGCAGUGCAGUGUACACUAAAGGACCUGGACCAGAAGAGCGAUUAUUACAUCAACGUCACCACAAACAUAUGGAACGGCACCUUUGUGAUGGCUGAUUUCCUGUACAUUGUGCUCUCUGUGAGGGCUGAUAUAGAGACGUCUCAACCAGACCUACUCUUCAUAGAACAGAAACAACUGAAGGUCGAAGUCAAAGUGAGCAAACCUGGAGCUAAAGCAGACGUUCCAGUGGGCGCCAUUGUAGGAAGUAUCAUCGGUGGUCUGUUAUUACUGGCUCUAGCUGUCGCUGUGCUUUACAAGCUUGGAUUCUUCAAGAGAAAAUAUCAACCCUUGAUGAAAGGUGAGGAAAAUGGAGCCGAGGUCCAAGAAUUGCAGGAAAACGAUGAGGCGUCCUGAGAGAUGUGCUGAGACUACUUUCUUCUCUGAUAAAAUGGCAAGAAAGGGGCUUGAAAAGUGAACUGGGUCUUCUAAAAGUGCGGGUGUGAUUACAGUGCAGCACUUCAAACCUGUUCAUCUCUUGUAGAUUUUUCUUUGCAAGACUUGAACAGCAGCAAAGGUUUUGGGGUGCAAGCAUACCAUUUUUAACUUGAUCUCUGCAUGGCUAGUGUUACAGCAUUUACUUAUCCUCCUAAACCAGAGUGUCUGUUCUGUUGAACACAAAGGUAGAAAUAAGACUGUAAAAAAAAAAACAGCUGACUUUCAUAGUAUUUUGGUGUGUUUUUACUAUGGAAGUCAAUGACUGUUUUUUCCAACAUUCUUCAGAAUAUCUUGUUUUCAGUUGUUAUCUCUUUUUAACAGAAGAAAAAAAUCUUAAAAGUUUAGAACCAUUUGAGUAUGUUUAGAUGGUGAGGAAAUUUCAUUUUUGGGUGAACUAUCUCUUUAACUAGAUCUUUUAAGACUAUCGUCCACAGGUUAUGAGCAAUUGUUGGCAAACUGGCAUAUUUGAACACAUUUGAUCAUCUAUUGUACACUUGAGUACUAAAAUGACCAAAUACUUAAAGGGGUCACACCAUGACAAAUUAAAAAUGAAAUUUACCUUGCUAUUUUGACAGAAAAAGAGCCGAAUAUUUUUGUUUACAUGUGCUUUGUAUUCAGUAUAACUAUUCUUUCAAAACUAUUUGUUAUUUCAAAAGAACAUAACUAGCAUAGUCUAUUUUUCAUGUCAGACACUGUAUAUUUUCUACUUAUUUACCUCGCAAGUCGACUAGAGAUUUUUAAAGGUAGAAGUUACAUUACAUUUAAAACUGAUCUUCUUACUCCUGUGCAAUAAUGAGGGGCAGCUCAUACUUUUUCUUAAGCAAUGAUAUUAUCCAGUCAAAACAGACACGGUUUACUGAAAAUUUCAGCAACAUUCAAAUUAUAU
Molecule: messenger RNA, 4584 nt
Organism: Danio aesculapii
Lineage: Eukaryota; Metazoa; Chordata; Actinopteri; Cypriniformes; Danionidae
Gene: itga2.2
Product: integrin, alpha 2 (CD49B, alpha 2 subunit of VLA-2 receptor), tandem duplicate 2
Exons: 29
Coding region: 36-3617 (1193 amino acids)
Biological process (GO): cell adhesion mediated by integrin; integrin-mediated signaling pathway; cell-cell adhesion
Cellular component (GO): integrin complex; external side of plasma membrane
Molecular function (GO): integrin binding
Source: RefSeq, a predicted model, not a curated record